Schizosaccharomyces osmophilus is the source of this 582-nucleotide messenger RNA. RefSeq names its product SRP-independent ER targeting protein Snd3a (gene snd301). The coding region runs from base 1 to 582 and encodes 193 amino acids. Gene Ontology annotation, cellular component: mitochondrion; endoplasmic reticulum. The transcript is spliced from 3 exons. NCBI's taxonomy places the organism in Eukaryota, Fungi, Ascomycota, Schizosaccharomycetes, Schizosaccharomycetales, Schizosaccharomycetaceae. The record is from RefSeq and is a predicted model, not a curated record. Gene Ontology annotation, biological process: protein targeting to ER.
AUGAACUCUGUUAUAGAAACAAUAAAGAAAAAUCCUCAGGUCAAAUCUAUAGCGAUCACAGGUGCUUUGAUGUCACUCACAAAAGUCAUAGACUUUUCAAAACCAUACUUACUGUUGCCCUUGCGCAUUGCUUAUGCACUUGUAACAUUGCUGCAGAUCGGUUUGUUUUACUAUACAAAAACCAUCAUCCAGAAAAAGAAUGACUUAUCUGUAAUGAAAUAUGUUGAGCCGGCCACUCCAAUUUCAGGGCGCGAACAUGCAAAAUUUAUUGCUACGACAGUUCGUGAAUACGAUCUUAAUCAACUCUUAACUAGCUUUAAACAAAUGCUCGUAACCAUCGGCACGACAAUGUUUAUGCAUUUAUAUAUGGGUUACGCUCCUCCCUUAUUGUUCCAACUUGUCUCAGCCAUCCGAGGCUUCCUUGAUGAAAGCGAAAUGAAAAUUCAUAUUCUCAAUAAACCUGCUACUGAUGACCUUAAGCGUCCUUUCAAGUCCGCAGGAUUAUUGGCAAGCUAUGGACAAGUUUUGACUGACAAAAGAAGCGUUGAUGAUGCCGAAUUGACAAAGUUGAAAGCCACUUAA